AUGGAUUCUUUCGCUUCGUACAACACCAGGAACCAAGUGCGGCGACGUGCCGCAUCCGUGACGGCUCGAUCUUCAUUGUCAAGUGGGGCGGACCCUUCACUUGCGCGGAGUCGCCGACAAAUGUCAAUAUCCCAGCAGCCUCGCCGUCUCACCGUCAGAGACUUAUGGGAGAGGGCUCCGGAGGAAGACAGGUUGUUGUUCACGCAGUGUGUGAGGCGGGUUCAGUGCCGAUUGAAGGAGAGCCUCAGUUCCAUGAAUUUUCUUAGAGAACUGGCAUCCUAUUAUACGCGCACGGCACCUUUAAUAAAUGGUUUCCCAUUUUGUGUUUCCCUCAGUUAUGCCACAUUUCUUUUUCACAUGCAAAUGCCGCACGUGUGCAUUGAAGACAUUCAGCGAUAUGCGCAGCUGAUAGCAACGGCAAUUGACAUUAUCCCUGAUACCCAAAGGUCGGAACACCCGUUUGUACGUGAUGUGAUACGUGGCGAUGUUUUUGGGCUUUCUUCCCCCUCCCUUGAGGGGCCUGCGCACUACGUGGUUCUUGUGCCGAGUUUGCAAUAUCGUGCGUUCUCUCUUCUUGCUGUCACGCUUGUGGAGCAUGGUGUCGUCCCCGUUGACAUAAUUAAUCAGUGGCAGCGGAAGCUGCGGGAAUUGUGCAGGGCCACAUCGUCACUUGUUUCCAACCGUGCAUUGACGCUUAUUUUAAAAACAGCUGAGGAGGUUGAUCGAGAAGAACAAGUAGAGGUACUGAUGAAUGUGAUUCGCUCGAGUCCACGGAGAAUGCAUGUUGAACAGAUCGUGGCAUGCUAUGAGCGGUUGAAGCGGGCUGCUCCAUGCAUCAGCACAGGGCCGAUGUACGGGCGGUCGCUUUCAAUUCGUCUAACUAGCGUGUUUCUGACCCUUCGGUCUCCUAUUCGGAAGGAGUUCGUGGAAAGUUUUUUGUACCCAAGUCUCUGCAGUGAAGAUGUCAAGGACACGCUCAACCAACCUGCGGUGCGAAUGCACCUGUACCGAAAGCUGCUACGUCUAUGUACGCCUGGCAUGGGCACUAGUAACCCUUAUUACUUGUGUAUAUGUGCGAUCAUUCAGCCGUUCCUGGAUGAUGUCACGGAAGGAUCACUGGAGAUUGUGAGCUUGGUGAAGUGCUUGAUGCCACAUGCAGCCUACUUUGUAGCCACCUUGACUCUGGAUACGCGUUUACAGGCUGAAGUACUCGCGGGUAUCGUCGUAUCGCUCGUGGGCAGUUGUGCGAGAGUGAUGAAGAGGGUUCUAAUGAACUCCCCCGUUGCUCGGGCAGUGGAAAGUCCUGCAACAGUAUACAGCAUUCUUUUCCUUCUUCGCGAAGUCGUGCGUGGCUGCUCUAUUUCGUCGUCAGAGCGUGCCACCCUUAUGUUGCAGUGCAUUGGGGCUGUCGCUAACCCAAGCGUCAUGAAAACACUUGGGAAGGUGACAAAGGAGGCGUUUGAAAAGUUUUUGCCUAGUGGCGGAGAUACCUGCAACUCUCUUGUCGGAGGUGGUGCCUUUCCCUAUAUUGUUGAUCCGCAGUUGCUAUGCGCAGAGAUGGAUAUGGUGUUGCACGGGAGGCACGUCUGUGAGGCAAUCGAUAUUAUAUUGCAGCACAAUUGGAAUAUAGGUUCCAUUUGUGCACUGUGUGGUGAAACACGGGGACAGUCACCGCUCUGUCAGGCAAGUGGGGCAGCUCAUUAUGUGGGUACCGCUUCCUUGGGACGUGUGUUGGUCACCAUUACUGAAUGCGCAGGGUCAGAGGUUGUCAGGGAAAAGUUGAAAAGCCUGAUGUGUGACUCAUCCAGGCGAUUGGACAGUGCAGUUCACCUCUUGCUAUUUCAUAUUUUUGCUCAUGCCGGACCGCACCGCAAGGAACUUUAUCUAGAGAUAGAACCUUACAUCCGAAGCACGUUGGUGGAAGUGCUGAAUAAGUCGCGAGCUUUUGGUGUGUUGGACAGUGAGGAAAGGGCAAGCUUGCUUACGCUACACGCAAAAUUGGUUAUAUUACUAGGCAAUGCGGUCGACCGCAGCCAUGUGGAUGCAUUACUUCAGGCCCUAAGUUGCAUUCAGAUACAUAGCAAUCAUGACGCUCUUGUACUUUGGUACUUGGCAAAUUUACUGUUGCGCCGGGGAGGGAGUAAUGUGGAUCUUCUUCCGACUGCUCCGGAUGAGAACAAUUACUGUGUAGAGUACCCGGACUGCGCCCCCACAUGCAAAGAAGCCGCUGACAACGCCCAGUUGCUACUGAAGAUUAUUCAUCGUGCUCACUAUUUCAGUCCCCAGAUGCGUAAAUUGGUGGGUUGCUGCGUAUGCAAACUCAUCCAAGAUUUCAACAUGCAGGCGGACAAUAUCAUUACUGCCCUGCUUUCUCCUUUUGGCUCCGUCCCUGUCUCGUUAAAUUCACUUGUGGAAUACGCCCUUCCCGUUGGCGCCAACAGCACCUUCUGGUCGUUCUUCCUUCGUCAAAUGAAAACAUCGGCCCCUGCCCGUACGGCACUCCUGGCCAGCUUUGUGAAGAGCGUUACAAGGCGUUUCAGUGUUGCUUCGCCCGUUUCUUGUAUGCCUAUUACUGGUGAGGAAACAACAGCUGAGCUAUUUGCUGUCAUGGCGUAUGAAACAGUCAGACGCUGCCCACCCCUCGCGCGCGUUGUGCUUCAUUUGUUAACGAGUUGGGUGAAACAAACUCGUAGCACACCCGGUCGCUUUGUGUCUCUUGUCUACACCUCUUUGCAGAUGGUUAUGGUAAUCUUUCGCCGGUCCGUGGGUGCUGACGUGGCUGAGGUGGGGGCGGAGACACGGCAGGAUGCCCACCACUUUGGAGAGGCAGUCUCAAAGGCUGUGCAGGAGAUAAAGAUGCAAGUUGGACGAAUUAACGAUAUGGCUAGGGAGAUACGUGAUGAGAAUGUGGUAUUUUUUCGCUUGCUGGUGAGGCUGCUGAAGCGUACAAAGUUUGUUGUAAAGGAGACCGUUGGUGAGAGUUGUGAUGAGAUUGCGGACAUGCUUGGUGCUGGUGAUUCACUAGAUAACGAAGAAGAGGAGGGGGCGGGGGUGUCUGUCGAAGUGUGCGACGUCGCCCAGCCUGAUGGCACGCCCUAUCAGGGCGGUGAAUUGUUUUCCUAUUCACUGGAGGAGUUGCAACGACCAUCAGACGACAAUGUGUUCGACGACCUGACGAUGUCUCAUGGUGAUUUUGAUGCAGUUCCCGCACCGAUACCGUUGCACCUUCAGCGGAGAAACGAGCAGAAGGUAGAGGUGACACUAACACGGCGCCCCCACGCUAACACCACAUUUUCCAGCCAACUCCAGGAUACAGUGACAUCGUCGGCGGACAGUCUUUCACCAUGUUCCAGUGGAGGGUCGUGCGGCUUACCGCCCGCGUUUGACAGCGGCACCGGGGCUGCCGACGCGAGUGGUCGUAAACAAGGCGGUAUUACUCCUUUAUCAAAAGCACAGGAGAGACUCAACGAAUCAUAUCGCCAAGCUGAGGGUGCUGAAACCAUUCUAACGGGGAGGGCUCCAACGGUCUCGAAAGGGAUCCAAACUAGCCCUCAGGAAGGACAAGUAAAGAGGAUAAACCCCGCGACGAGUCCAAAUGGACAGCUGAGCAACGUAGCAGCUUCUACUUUUCCCGAGGCGGUGCUGGUUGAGAGCAACCCUGGUCGGAGUAAACGGUUUUCUGAAAUGCUUAAAGAGGCAUCUACUGCCAUCGGGGACAUCGGUGCAAACAGCACGUGGCAUGAGAUGAGCGUGUUCAGUGAGGGUGACGAGGAACCUAUUGACGAUACAACUGUGCCACCUCUACAGGGAACUAAUUCUGCGAACUGUGUCACCGUCCCAUCGGCACUUGCUCUUCAGUUUUUUGCUACGUACCAAACCGCGGGGGAUGUCUUCGAUGAGCUUCAGCGACAGGAUGAACGCCGACAUUACGGGGAGUGCGCUGGACCUCCAGCAAGACGGCAAGUGUUGGCCACGGAGGGAGAGAGGCGCGGGGAUCUUGCUGUGUAUGGUUUUGACAGGGGUACCGCUUCCCAACACAACCUUGUGUCCACUGCCGCGGUCGCUCCUCAUGCUGCUAUUCUUCCCGUUGUAGUAGAGGGGAGGGCCAACAACUACGACUUGCCGCAUUCGUCCCGUCCGCAGGUUCCUGGGAGGCUUGUGGUGGCCCACGUUAACAUGGUGAACACGGCUGACCGCAAGAGGGCACAAGAUGGAGGUGAGGCUGAAGGGAGCGCUUGUCGCAUGACCGCGGAGAAGAAAAACCGCGUGGAAGGGGCUGGGGCUGGUAAUCCUGGACAGCUAGUCACAUAUUCCCCCCAACCUGAGCAGGGCCAAAAUGGUGGCCACCACGACGACGCAAAACAGUGCUAUGAAAAUAGAGGCGCUACAACCACGCUUCUGCCCCAGCAGGAGACUUCCGCCGCUCUUCGUGAGCUGGAGGCGUUGCUGGGACAUAGUGGUGCGACAAGUGUUUCCCCAACUUUUGGUGGAGAAGUUGCCACUACUACGUCUGGCGGUGUAGCCAUGUUUCCUCAGGGUGUCGUUCCACGUUUUUUUGUGGAACAGGGUACCGGGACAACUACGCUGGAGUUGCGGCAAGCCAUGGGUGCACGAGAUCCAAAUGGCGUAUCUUCGUUGACGAACAAUGAACGGAGGGUGCGGGGCAAUGGUAUAAUGGGGGCUAAUGUCGAUGGGGAGGUUGGUAACACCUGGCGCUCCGAUGUCACAGCGCCCCCCGUGCCUGAGUAUGCUCGCGAUCCGCAAUAUUCGUUGGAAAUCGUUUAG
This is a messenger RNA of Trypanosoma brucei brucei TREU927, 4785 nucleotides long. RefSeq lists its product as hypothetical. NCBI's taxonomy places the organism in Eukaryota, Euglenozoa, Kinetoplastea, Trypanosomatida, Trypanosomatidae. The record is from RefSeq and is a predicted model, not a curated record. Bases 1 to 4785 code for a protein of 1594 amino acids. The transcript has a single exon.